Messenger RNA from Agelaius phoeniceus (red-winged blackbird), 2732 nucleotides. It is a transcript of the gene SUSD2, whose product is annotated as sushi domain containing 2. The record is from RefSeq and is a predicted model, not a curated record. NCBI's taxonomy places the organism in Eukaryota, Metazoa, Chordata, Aves, Passeriformes, Icteridae.
UCCUGAAUCAUCUGGACAAAAUAUGAAAUUCAUUGGCUUAGAUGUUUAUUUCUUCAUUCUUUCCACCCUCACUGCUCUUUGGAAUGCAGGAGCUGAAGACUCUUGUGCACAGAGAUGUGGGGAGCUGCUUGGUACCUGUUCUUGCCAGGUGACAUGCCAGUCCUUGGGGACAUGCUGUCCUGAUUAUAAAGAAUUUUGUCUUCAAAUUUCUCCAUACUCAGGAUCUCUUAUGGGAGGCAAAGACUUUUUGAUUAACAACACAGCUUUUGAUCUCUCUUCUAAGCUAAAAUGCAGGUUCAAGCAGCAAAUCACAACCAGUGGCUAUAUUGACAAGGAUGGAAAAGCCCACUGCAUCUCCCCAUUGCUUUAUGAGACUGGUUUCAUCCCUUUUGAAGUUUCUAUAGAUGCUGGAUCAACGUUUCCCUACUCUGGAACUUGGUUAUCAGUACAUCACAGCAAAGUUUCAGAUGGAGAAAAAUGCACUUUGGUAAAUGAGACAAAAUGGCAAUACUAUGGCACCCCCAACACUGCUGGAAACUUAACUCUUACCUGGACACACCAGACACUUGCAGCAACCCACGUCAACAUAGAAGUCUGGGGAUACCAGGAAACAGGUGACAGUUAUUCCGAAAACUGGAUGGCUGAAUGGAAAUACCUUUAUACUUUGGCAAGAGAAACCCCCAACACAGGGAAGUACUCUUUCAUUCCUGUGCCUGCUGAGGGAAAUUACAGUACAUGGGACUAUGGAAUUUUGAGAAUUAUACCCAGCAACUAUUUUGAUGGGCAGAGCAAUAUUCCAUCAAUCUGGAGCCCAGACCAUGCAUUGGCUUGGCACCUUGAGAAAGACUUCAGAAAUGACCCAAAUGCAUGGGCAACUGCAAAAUGUAUGGAAUGGGACAGAAAGGAAGAAUUGCUUCCAAACUUCAUGGAAGAAAUUAUAGACUGCCCUUGCACCUUGGCACAGGCAAGAGCUGACACUGGCAGGUUCCAUACAGAUUAUGGCUGUGACAUUGAAAAGGGGAGCGUGUGUACUUAUCAUCCUGGUGCUGUGCAUUGUGUAAGAGCCAUUCAAGCCAGUCCCCAGUAUGGGGCUGGACAGCAGUGCUGCUAUGACUCCACGGGAACCCAAAUCCUCACACGUGACUCCACCGGAGGCAGCACACCUGAUCGAGGACAUGACUGGGGUUCACCACCUUUCUUGAAGCCUCCCCGGAUACCUGGCUUUUCCCAUUGGCUUUAUGAUGUUAUCAGCUUCUAUUACUGCUGCCUGUGGUCUGACAAUUGUGACUUCUAUAUGAAAAGGCGGCCCUCUAGUGACUGCAGGACGUACCGCCCGCCCCGAGCUGCAUCUGCUUUUGGAGAUCCUCAUUUCUUUACAUUUGAUGGUCUGAAUUUCACCUUCAAUGGCCUAGGAGAAUACACAUUGGUAGAGUCUAAUCUCACAUCCUUGAGAGUGCAAGGGAGGACACAGCAGGCACACUUUUCCAAUGGAACUGGGGCUCGGGGCACAGGCUUGUGUGCAGUGGCCAUGCAGGAGAACAACUCUGAUGUGAUUGAAGUGCGCUACUCUGAGGAUUUGCAUCUGGAGGUCCUCCUGAACCAGAGGGUUCUCAGCUUCUCUGAACAAACUUGGAUGGACUUGAAAGGUCUCUUCCUCUACUCUACACCUGAUCAGAACAUCACAGUGAUGUUCUCCUCUGGGUCAGGAGUGGAAAUAAGGGGAAAUGGAGGAUUUCUGACCCUGACAGUUCUGCUCCCAGAGAAGUUUAUGAAUCACACAUGGGGUCUCUUUGGAGUAAUGAAUGGCAAUCCACAGGAUGACUACACCUUCAAGAAUAAAACCACCAUGUCAGUUCAUGCAAGUCCCCAGCAGGUGUUUGAGUUUGGAGCUAGCUGGGCAAUUGAAAAUGGAACUUCUCUCUUUACUUAUGACACGGAGUUCUUACUGGACAGUUUCUUUUAUGGGGACAAGCACAAUGCCUCCUUUCUGCCCGUGUUCUCCCCUCAUGAAGACCCUGCUGAUCCCCUGCUAGAAGAGAUGGUCUCACGCUGUGGCUCUGACCCAUUCUGCAGAUUUGAUGUCCUGACAACAAGAAACCUUCAAGUGGGAAGUUCCACAAGACUUUCCCAUCAGAAUCACAAGCUGUUGGUAGAACACCUAGAGCCAGUGAUCUCUUGUGGCUGGCUGGAUCAUCCAACCAAUGGAAGAAAGAAUAGUACUAACUACCUGCUGGGCUCAACCAUCAAUUUCACCUGCAGUGAGGGCUAUGAACUCACAGGAGGGUCACAGAAAAGAACUUGCCAAGUGUCAGGAGCCUGGUCAGGGGACACACCCCAGUGCAGCCAAGUAACAGCUAUCAAACAAGUAAUUGUUAUUGGCAGUGUAUUUGGAUUAGUUGGCCUUGCGGUCCUGGGACGUCUGGGUUAUUUAUGCAGAAAGGAGAGUGUUCACAAGUAAUAGAAUGGCAGAUAAAAUGGAAUCGAAAUUGAGUGAACGGAAACAACAUGGGGUUCCAGCCCUUGGAAAGAAGACUGUAUGUGUGAGGAAGAACUAAAUACUUCUGAACCUGUCACAAAAAAGAAAAAACGAGCACAGUGCCAAGCUAACAGAACACUGAUAUUGUUUUUCAGUAUUUCAUCACUCAAAAAUGCUACAUUCACAAUGAAUUCAGCUCAAAGAAAUAAGAAUGCGGCAUAUUAUGCCGUGAUAUUAAAAUUUAUGUGUAAAGCCA